Molecule: messenger RNA, 1775 nt
Organism: Protobothrops mucrosquamatus (brown spotted pit viper)
Lineage: Eukaryota; Metazoa; Chordata; Lepidosauria; Squamata; Viperidae
Product: brefeldin A-inhibited guanine nucleotide-exchange protein 3-like
Exons: 2
Source: RefSeq, a predicted model, not a curated record
UCUGCUACACAAAGUAUCCCUUUCAGAACAAUUGUAGUGAGCCUGCUUUCCCACCAAGUGCUGCUGCAGAAUUUGUACGAUAUUUUAUUGGAAGAAUUUGUGAAAGGCCCGUCACAAGCUGAAGAGAAGGUAAUACACCAGUUGCCAGAAACCAAACUCACUGGUUUCCUCAGGUACAUUUCUAUGCAGAACUUGGCAGUCAUCUUUGAUUUACUACUGGACUCCUACCGAACAGCCAGAGAGUUUGAUACAAGGACUGGGCUGAAAUGCUUGCUCAAAAAGGUAUCUGGCAUUGGUGGGGCUGCCAACUUGUACCGCCAGUCGGCCAUGAGUUUCAAUAUCUACUUCCAUGCCCUGAUCUGUGCUAUUGUGACCAAUCAGGAAAAUAUCACUGCAGAGCAGGUGAAGAAAAUCCUUUAUGAAGAUGAUGAAAGGAGCACUGAUUCAUCCCAACAAUGCUCUUCAGAAGAUGAAGACAUUUUUGAAGAGACUGCUCAAGUCAGCCCACCAAGGGGGAAAGAGAAGAGGCAAUGGAGGGCCAGGUUGCCAUCUUUGAGUGUUCAACCGGUGAGCAAUGCAGACUGGGCUUGGCUAAUCAAAAGGCUUCACAAACUCUGCAUGGAGUUAUGUAACAACUACAUUCAGAUGCAUUUGGAUUUGGAAAAUAGUGCUGAUGAGCUCCCUGUCUUCAGAGGAGACCCUUUCUUCAUCCUUCCAUCCUUUCAAUCAGAAACAUCCACACCAUCUACAGGAGGCCUUUCCGGAAAAAACACCCCUUCAGAAGACGAUAGAAGCCAGAUUAGGGACUCACUCGCCGAAAACCUCACUCCUAAGGGAAGUACGGAUAUUCUGCUUCUUCCACCUUCGAGCCCCAAAAUGGAGAAGAAAGACCAAGGCAGGAAAAAAGAAUGGUGGGAGAGUGCUAGCAACAAAAUUUACACCAUAGCAACAGAUAAAACCCUAUCAAAACUAAUGAUGGAAUAUAAAAAAAGAAAACAACAGCAGCAUAACUUGGCUAAUUUGUCCAAGGAGAUGAAAGCUGACAAGAAAGGGGAUCCGCUCGGUACAAGAGGGCCAGAUUCACCUCUCCCCCAAAGGCCACAAAAUCUGAUUGAUCAAGGCCAGAUGAGGCACUCCUUUAGUGCAGGACCAGAGAUUUUGAGGCAAGAAAAAAGGCCACGCUCCGGGUCGACUGCCAGCUCACUCAGUAUAUCGGUCCGGGAUGGGGAGGCACAAAUACAGGCAUGGACCAACAUGGUUCUGACAGUUCUUAAUCAGAUUCAAUCCUUACCAGACCAGAUCUUCAUCGCCCUUCAACCAGCAGUAUUUCCCUGCAUCAGUCAAUUGACUUGCCAUGUGACAGAUAUUCGGGUUCGUCAGGCUCUGAGAGAAUGGCUAGGAAGAGUGGGAAGGGUUUAUGACAUCAUUGUGUAGAAGACUUUAGUUGCCUUAUCAAAGAGAGACUGAAUCUAACAUAUUUCAAGAAACAGAUAUAAAGUGCAUUUGUUGAAAACUUGUCUAUUUAAAAAAAAAAAGGUAGAAUGAUGUACAUCUGCCCAUUUGCUAGUCAGUAAUAACUAGCAAGCUCUGUCCCAUGCUAUUAAAACUUAAGAGCACAGUGUAGUCAUACUCAUGACCCCAGAGAAUGUAAAAUAGCAGAAUAUGAUAGAAGGAGCCUUUGUAUUAAAUUUGAAAUAGGUAUUCAGACAGGCUGAUAUUCAGAUAGGCUAACAGGCUCAAUAUGUUUGAUACUGCAUAUUUUCUAAAGAACAAAA